CUUAAGCCGAAAUUAACAGGUUCUGUCUAUACACAAUAAGACUGGAAUGCGAGGAAAGGUGUUCUGGAUCAUGUUACCCUCGCUUCAAGGCCUUGCGCCAACGCUUUUGUUUCGCUGAACUUAUAAUGAAGUACCAUUCUCUCUGUAAUGCUACGUGCACGGGCUCCUCACUUCGUUGGCCUUGUCUCUUGCAUUGCGACUGGACUGACUGGACUGUUGAGCUGUCCGACUACUUUUACAGCUUCAAGCUCAUCUAUUGGCUUAAUAUACAAUGGUCACUGUCACUGGGAAUGUACUUUUCUAUCAUGUACACCCAACGCCACCACCAACGGUCAAUAACCUGACUUUGCGCCAAAAGGCACAGCUGCGCAGGUCAAAUAACAAACUGACGAAGGUGCUUGGUGCAGCUCCUCAAGUGGUUGAUGAUUAUCCGCUGAAAGUGUCUCGACCAUUACCGCUUACUCCUACGAAGAAGCUACAGCCUUCACUCUCAAUUUCUUCGGGAAAAUCCUCACAUAAAAAGUCGAGAAGCGCGGAAGAACGAGUUGAUCCAGAGCUGUAUCCGUUAUCGUCCUCUCCUCGUCCGGCAUCUCAUGAUGGUCUCCUCCGCCGCUCUUUGGAUUCGAAGACGAAAAGCAGGACAGGGGCAAGAAGCGCGCAAGCAUGCUCGCGAUCAUUCUCCUUGGAAUGGGAAUUGCUAACUGAGGAUGAUUCGUGUUCGCCGGUUCGCCCGAGACCCAGACCGCAGAAGGAGAACCAGGAUGAGUCCCGUCCAGAGUCCUUCAGCCGCGACUCUCUGUGCGACUCACUAUACGAGCCGAAGUUCGUCAUCCCGUCAGCAACAAAGCUGCGCCGAGAGAAGAUGGCACGCGUGUGCAAGCUGUUGGGUGAGGACGUGCCUGUCGAUCUUGUCUUCCCAGUGGCCGACGACGAAGUCCUUUCCAAGCCUGAGGACAAUGUUAACGUUGUUCCGGUUCCUGUGCUAGACAUUUGUGCGCCACAAAAGGUCGAGACCGCACCGCUGCCACCUCCCAAACCGCGACGCAAGCCGGUGCCAAGGUUGUUUCCGGACGCCGAGCAGCCGCGCUGGCCCACAUCGCACGCACAAUAUUGCACGCCACCGCUCCUCGAAACGAUCGUCGAGCAAAGUCCACGUGCAUCCUACUCCUCAUCCACCUCGUCGUCCGCGGACAGUGCAUACUCCGUUCUCACGACGACGACCUCCUCUUCGUACCGUUUCUCCUCUUCCGGAUGCCUUUCUGACGAGUCUUCACCGGCUCCGUCUUCGGCGCACGAGAGCAGCAUUGGUACUGCCGUAAGUGCGAGCGCGCCACUCAUCUCACAAUCUCAGCAGAUCCGCGAAAUGUCUUCAGGUACACAAGGACAUGGACGCAGAGAAUUUGCGAUCUACGUUCCCUUUCGUCGACGGGUACACAAGGGAAGCUGCCAAGUAGAGUUUGAGAAAGACCCGGGCCAGGCAUUCGAUAUGGUUCACAGCAUGCUGGAUUUGCGUGUAUGAUCAAUGAUCGCCUUCAGAACCAUUUUUAUCUGUUCUUUGUAAUUGUCAUUACUCCAUCUUCCAAUUGAUCCCAAUUCGGAUACUCACAUUUGUUGAAUUCCUUUGCCCACAGUUAAUCCUUAAUAUGCCAGACAGCGCUGGGUCGCCUAUUAUAGACUUAGUAUAAUCGCAUUUUCUUUUCAUCCUGUACAGUUGUUUUCUUGUACACCGCAGUUUUCAUAUCCGGGAAAUACACCACAGAAGCU
Fomitiporia mediterranea MF3/22 is the source of this 1764-nucleotide messenger RNA. RefSeq lists its product as uncharacterized. The coding region runs from base 272 to 1519 and encodes 415 amino acids. The transcript is spliced from 2 exons. NCBI's taxonomy places the organism in Eukaryota, Fungi, Basidiomycota, Agaricomycetes, Hymenochaetales, Hymenochaetaceae. The record is from RefSeq and is a predicted model, not a curated record.